CUGAAGACCGCGGGGGCGGGGGCCGGCGCCUUCCUGCGCUGCCCUUGUAUGGUGACCCGGGAGGCGGGCCCCCGGGUACUUAAGCUGCGGCGCCGCCCAGGGCGCCCAGAACACUCUUUUCGGUCAGCUCGGCCGCCGCGAGAGCCCGAGCGCGCGGCGGGGCAGAAGCAGCGCAGUGACAGGGGCGGGAGGAACCCGGCCGUCGCUAUGGGGCUGGAGGCGGCGCACGAGCUGGACUGCGCGGCGCUGGGCGCGCUGCUGCGGGAGCCGCGGGAGGCCGAGCGCACGCUGCUGCUGGACUGCCGCCCCUUCCUGGCCUUCUGCCGGCGCCACGUGCGCCACGCGCGGCCCGUGCCCUGGAACGCGCUGCUGCGGCGCCGCGCCCGCGGCCCACCAGCCGCCGCCCUCGCCUGCCUGCUGCCCGACCGCGCGCUGCGGGCGCGCCUGGCCCGCGGGGAGCUGGCCCGGGCGGUGGUGCUGGACGAGGGCAGCGCCUCGGUGGCCGAGCUCCCGCCCGACGGCCCGGCACACGCGCUGCUCGCCGCGCUACUGCCCGAGACCCGCGGGGGACCCACGACGGUGUGCUUCCUGCGAGGCGGCUUCGAUGGCUUCCAGGCGUGCUGUCCCGAUCUGUGCUCCGAGUCCCCCGCCCCGGCCCUGUCGUCUGCUGGGUUAGAGAACAGCCGCUCUGACCCCAGGGUUCCCUUCUACGAUCAGGGCGGCCCGGUGGAGAUCCUACCCUACCUGUUCCUGGGCAGCUGCAGCCACUCCUCCGACCUUCAGGGGCUGCAGGCUUGUGGCAUCACUGCGGUCCUCAACGUGUCCGCCAGCUGCCCCAACCACUUUGAGGGCCUUUUCCGCUACAAGAGCAUCCCGGUGGAGGACAACCAGAUGGUGGAGAUCAGUGCCUGGUUCCAGGAGGCCAUAAGCUUCAUUGACUCGGUGAAGAACAGCGGAGGCCGGGUACUGGUACACUGCCAGGCGGGCAUCUCACGCUCUGCCACCAUCUGCCUGGCUUACCUGAUACAGAGCCACCGCGUGAGGCUUGACGAGGCCUUUGACUUUGUCAAGCAACGCCGGGGAGUCAUCUCCCCCAACUUCAGUUUCAUGGGGCAGCUGCUACAGUUCGAGACUCAGGUGCUAUGUCACUGAUGCGGGGCUCCACCAUGCUCCCCCCACUCCCCACUGCCCCGAGGAGAGGGGCACCGAUUCUCUCUAGUUCAGGGAAAGCUGCCCUUUCCCCGAAAUUUGAAAAGCCCCCAGGUGGUGGUGCUGCGAACGUAGGAAUUCUGGACUUUCUCACUUGGUGCUUGUCUGCUGGGUUUGAGGGCUGGACCUCAUUCUGAGGACCAGAAUGGAGGGCAUGUCUGCUUCCCCUCCGCCCUCUAUCUUCUGGCAGAAACUGACUGGACUCUAUACCUGUGGAUUCCCACGGGUCCCACCAUGAUGUUGAAGCCCUUGGCAGCCCGAGGGCUCCAAGGAAAAAGCUGUGACAACCAGGAGCCCCAUCUAGGGGGUGGUCCACUACAGGCCUGGGGCCUGCGCCUUGUGCUCCUGGGGAGCUGUGUGUCAGGGAAGGGCUGCGUCUGCUGCGUGUGGGCCUCUUGCGCACGUGUGUGUGUGUGUGUGAGCAUUUCACGCCUAUAUCGGUGCUGGAAAGUUUUUUUGUGUUCAGGUGACAUUUAACACUCCCUCCCCCACUUCCUCCCAGCCCUGCGGGCGGGGGUUGGAAACUUAGCACUUUAUAUUUAUACGGAACAUUGAGGACGUGUCAAUAAAAUAUUGUUUUGUUUAAAAAACAA
This is a messenger RNA of Lutra lutra (Eurasian river otter), 1802 nucleotides long. It is a transcript of the gene DUSP2, whose product is annotated as dual specificity phosphatase 2. The transcript is spliced from 4 exons. Gene Ontology annotation, cellular component: nucleus; cytoplasm. Gene Ontology annotation, molecular function: MAP kinase tyrosine/serine/threonine phosphatase activity; protein tyrosine/threonine phosphatase activity. Lineage: Eukaryota; Metazoa; Chordata; Mammalia; Carnivora; Mustelidae. The record is from RefSeq and is a predicted model, not a curated record. The coding region runs from base 49 to 1152 and encodes 367 amino acids. Gene Ontology annotation, biological process: negative regulation of MAPK cascade; protein dephosphorylation; endoderm formation.